AUGGUGCACUCCAAGGUCGUUAUCAUCGGCUCCGGCCCCGCCGCCCACACCGCGGCCAUCUACCUCUCGCGCGCGGAACUGCAGCCCGUCCUCUACGAGGGCAUGCUGGCCAACGGCACCGCCGCGGGUGGCCAGCUCACCACCACCACCGACAUCGAGAACUUCCCCGGAUUCCCCGACGGCAUCGGUGGUGGAGAGCUGAUGGAGAACAUGCGCAAGCAGUCCGUCCGCUUCGGCACUGAGGUGAUCACCGAGACCAUCAGCAAGGUUGACCUGUCGCAGCGGCCCUUCAAGCUGUGGACCGAAUGGAGCGACGGUCCUGAGGACGCCCCUGCCCGCACCGCCGACGCUGUCAUCAUCGCGACCGGCGCCAACGCCCGCCGUCUCGACCUCCCCGGUGAGGAGAAGUACUGGCAGAACGGUAUCAGCGCCUGCGCCGUGUGCGACGGUGCUGUGCCCAUCUUCCGCAACAAGCCCCUCUUCGUCAUCGGUGGUGGUGACUCCGCCGCCGAGGAGGCCAUGUUCCUGGCCAAGUACGGCAGCAGCGUCACCGUCCUGGUCCGUCGCGACAAGCUCCGUGCCAGCAAGGCCAUGGCCAACCGUCUCCUGGCCCACCCCAAGGUCACCGUCCGCUUCAACUCCGUCGCCACCCAGGUGCUCGGUGAGGAGAAGCCCAACGGCCUGAUGACCCACCUGAAGGUCAAGAACGUCGUCAGUGGCGAAGAGGAGGUCGUCGACGCCAACGGUCUGUUCUACGCCGUCGGUCACGACCCCGCCACCGCCCUGUUCAAGGGCCAGAUCAACCUCGACGAGGAGAGCUACAUCGUCACCAAGCCUGGCACCAGCUACACCAGCGUCGAGGGUGUGUUCGCCUGCGGUGAUGUCCAGGACAAGCGCUACCGCCAGGCCAUCACCAGUGCCGGAUCCGGCUGCAUCGCCGCCCUCGAGGCCGAGAAGUUCAUCUCUGAGCACGAAUCCCAGGAACCCGCCAACGAGACCGAGGUUCCCGCCGACGGCAACGCCCCCGAGUACAAGCAGAACCCCCUUCUCUAA
Molecule: messenger RNA, 1053 nt
Organism: Aspergillus heteromorphus CBS 117.55
Lineage: Eukaryota; Fungi; Ascomycota; Eurotiomycetes; Eurotiales; Aspergillaceae
Gene: trr1
Product: thioredoxin-disulfide reductase TRR1
Exons: 3
Coding region: 1-1053 (350 amino acids)
Biological process (GO): removal of superoxide radicals
Cellular component (GO): cytoplasm
Molecular function (GO): thioredoxin-disulfide reductase (NADPH) activity
Source: RefSeq, a predicted model, not a curated record